Cheilinus undulatus (humphead wrasse) is the source of this 1818-nucleotide messenger RNA. Its product is annotated as perforin-1-like. Gene Ontology annotation, molecular function: calcium ion binding; pore-forming activity. Gene Ontology annotation, cellular component: membrane attack complex. Gene Ontology annotation, biological process: immune response; leukocyte mediated cytotoxicity. The record is from RefSeq and is a predicted model, not a curated record. The transcript has 5 exons. Bases 25 to 1818 code for a protein of 597 amino acids. NCBI's taxonomy places the organism in Eukaryota, Metazoa, Chordata, Actinopteri, Labriformes, Labridae.
CACAGGAUAGACGAUAAACCAUCAAUGCGAAUCAAUCCCCAAACACAAAGCAACAUGUCUCUACUAAACAUCUGCAUCUUUGCAAUUCUCAGCCUGCAUUUCCCUCUGCUGACAAAUCAGUCGUGCAUGAAGGGGAGACCAAAACAGUGCCUGGAGGCAGAAUUUGCUCCAGGUAUAAAUUUGGCUGGUGAAGGCUUCGACAUCACCACCAUGGCACGCAAAGGGGCCUAUGUGAUCAACAUGAAUCACUGGAAACGCAAAGACAAGACCUGCACCCUGUGUAGGAACACCUUUAUGGAGGACAAACUGCAAAAGCUGCCCUUGUCAGUGGUCGACUGGAGAGCAAUGCAGUCCUGCAACAGCAAAGUGGUCAGUAAACUUUACAGAUCCAGCGAGUCUCUGGUCAGUAGCAGCACUUCGUCUGUUGAAAACAACUGGCAGGUCAAUUUAGAUUUUAAAUUGGGGAAGAUUGGUGCCUCACUCAUGCUUGCUGGUACCAACUCAAAACUGUCUGAUUACUCCAUGGCAAAAACAAAGAAUGACAAAUUCAGCUUCACAAGCCAGAGCAUGGCCUGUGAGUACUACAGCUACAGAGUGUCCGGUAGACCGAAGCUGCACAGGGAAUUUUUGAAAGCAGUGAAAGAUCUACCCAAAAUCUACAGCCCUGAGCAGAAGCAACCAUAUUACAAACUAAUUGACAACUUCGGUACCCAUUACAUCACCAAGGUGAAACUGGGAGGAAGUGUUGAAUCUGUGACCAGCAUUAGGCAGUGCCAGGCCAGCCUCCAGGGCCUCAGUAUUGAUGAGGUGCAGAUGUGCCUGGAAGUCGAGGCAGCGGCAACCUACCAUGCUACGAUAUCAACUAAAAACAAGCACUGCAAAAAGGACAUUGACAAAACAGAAAACAAGGCAGCCUUUUCCAGUCUCUUCAAUGACAGGUUUACAGAAAUAAAGGGUGGCCACACAACAGAGCCAGACCUUCUCUUUUCUGCUGACAAAGAUCCAUCUGCCUAUAAAGAGUGGUUGAAAACCUUACCAAAGAAUCCAGACAUAAUCUCAUACUCCCUUGACUCUCUGCAUGAGUUACUGCCCAAGAACGACACUGUGCGGUCAAACUUGCGCACUGCACUAGGCCAUUACAUCCUUGAGAAAGGCUUGUGGAAGAACUGCAGUAGCAAAUGUAAUGCUGGUGUCAAGAGUGAUGCGAAGGACUCCUGUGUCUGCCAAUGCCACAAUGAUCCAGCUGUAAACCAAGACUGCUGCCCCACCCACAGGGGUAUGGCACAGGUCAUUAUAACUGUCCAACGGGCCUCUGGUCUUUGGGGGGACUACUUCAGUUCCACGGAUGGCUAUGUGAAAGUGUUUUUUGACGACAAAAUGGUCCAGCAGUCCCCUGUCAUUCAUAACAACAACAACCCACGCUGGGGAAUGAUCGCCCCCCUUGGCAGCAAGGAUCUGUCAUUGCGCAAGAAAGUGAGAUUUGAAGUGUGGGACCGGGACAACAAGUGGGACGAUGAUCUGUUGGGAAAAUGUGAGUGUGCUCUGUCCGCCGGAGUCAAGGAUGAUCUCUGUAGUCUCAAGCAUGGUCAGCUCUUCUUCAAAUGGGAGGUUAAAUGUGCUCCUAGUCUCAGCGGACAAUUAUGCAUGAACUACAAACCUACACCUAUGAAUCCAAGUCUGCAGAAGUUGUAUGUGUCUCGCCAUGCUCUUCCUAUUCCAAAGGCCAUGCUGUUAGAGAUGGGCGUGUUCGUGGACCAAAUUAGCUCUCAGACAAACCAGAGUCUGAGCACAGAGUUUCCAGUGGUUGAUGUGAUAUAA